This is a messenger RNA of Porites evermanni, 8439 nucleotides long. Lineage: Eukaryota; Metazoa; Cnidaria; Anthozoa; Scleractinia; Poritidae. The record is from the annotation of a GenBank genome assembly.
GUUGGAAGUAAAGUGCUACGAAUCCAGCAGAGACUCGGCAACGGGGCAUUCGGUGUGGUUUACAAAGUCAUAGAUGAAACAUCUAACGUCUACGCACUAAAAGAUGUCGUGUGUUUGAAAGGUUCAGACAUUCGCAACGCUAUUCGCGAGGUUCGAACCAUGAACCAAAUCUCGCACGAGAACGUGAUUUCGGUGAUAGCAGCGGAGCAGUUUCAGGAUGCCCGAGGUCUGCACAUGUUGAUUUUGACCGAAUACUGUGUGGGGGGAACCUUGAACGAGCGUCUCACGCGUCAGAGCAGCGAAGAAAUCAACUUCAAGUGGAUUCGUCAAAUGGCAGCAGCCCUUGCCUUCCUCCACUCAAGAAGAAUCGUUCACCGCGACUUGAAAGCCGACAACGUACUGCUGACUGCGACGGAAGAUGUAAAGUUGGCCGACUUUGGUCUGGCCCGAGAAUACAUUGCGCUCAAGCGGAUCGACGCCUCUCGUGACGAUGGGUCGUGGAUGUCAUGCUAUACACAAUAUUACAUGAAUUCAGGAGUUGGCCCGAUACAUUGGGUGGCUCCUGAAUUUUUCAGUGGCCGCUACACCGAGAAAGCCGACGUGUUUUCGCUUGGUACCUUGUUUUUCUCGAUUCUGGAGCGAGAUUUUGUCAUGAUAAAUGGCAAACCCAUGUACGGCGCGUUCAAGCGUAUUCCUGGAGGGGGCAAAGUUGGCAUUGGGUAUGCAAUGGCGAAUUAUGGUUCAAACAUCACCAUUCAGUUUUCACCCUACGCACAAGGAUCUGGUGCGCUGCAAAGGAUCGCUGUCGACGCGAUGCAGUACAAUAAAAAUGACCGCCCGAGCGCCGAAGAGAUUCAUAACCGAAUAACGAACAUUCAAGGAAGUGUUAGGCUCAGCAAUUCUGGGAAUCAAUCAAUCAAUCAAUCUUUAUUAUUUAAACACGGUAAAAUCCAUCAGGAAUUUAAAAAUUAAAGAUAACCUAACUAUCCUAAACAAAAUUCAAAACCUAACUACAACUAAUCUAACUAAAACCUGUUUUUCAUGAAUGCCGUGUAUAACAUUAAAAAUGAACAUUAACUAAUCUUUUAAAUUGACUAAGAGAUUCGGCUUCUCUCACAUGACAGGGUAGGCUGUUCCAGAGAACUGCUCCGCUAUAAGUAAAGCUGUUUUUCAUGAAAUUAGUUCGCGGAAAUGGGACAAAUAGUUUGUUAACAGAGUCCCUCAGGGAGUAACGCGUUUCAUUUCGUUUAACAAACUUAGAUGAUAAAUAUUCAGGAACAAGGCCAUUUAAAGACUUGUAUACCAUUAUGGAUUUCUGUAUUUGAAAUUGAGUGUUCAAGUCUUUCCAAUCGAGUUGUCUAAUCAAACGGUUAGCAUCAGCAUCAUAGCUAGAGAAGGUUAAAACGCGAGCGGCACGGUUCUGAAGCUUCUGUAGCCUGUCAAAUAAUGUUUUACNCUUUAAUUCUGAAUUGAUCCAGGGUGCUUUAUUUGUUCUAGUACGUCUAGUUCGGAGUGGCGCAUGAAUAUUAACAAUAUCCAAAAACUUCGUUUUCCAGUUAGUCCACAAAACAUUUGGAUCUUCAGAAACAUUACAGGACCAGUCUUGCUGGGCGAUAUCGUUCCGAAAACUCUCUCUAUUAAAAUUUUGGAAAUUUCUAUAAGAAAUGGUUGAGUGCCCUUUUGAAGGAAAAGUGAGAGAUAAUUUCCUAUAAACGUAAAUAAGGCUAUGAUCGCUGAUACCAAUAUGAGAGACUCCGGAACAGACUACCCUGUCAGUAUAGUUUGUAUAAAUUAAAUCAAUUAAUGUUGAAGAGGAUUCAACAAGCAUCAGAAGGAUGGUGCUGUUGACUUUGUGGUCCGCGGAUUUUACUGGAGGCUGCACCGGUCGGUGAGACAAGCAGUCAAGCUGAGUACAGAAUAUUAUGUGAUACCUGCACUAGUUUUAAAGUGUUGCUUACGAGGAUUCAAAGAAUAUUUUACAACUAGCAACCAAACAUCGGACGCGUUUUAAUGCACAAGGAAGUUUUUUUUUUUUUUUCAAUCUACCACCUAAUGAAACAAACAAAAAACGAAAUAAGGGCAGGCUUUAUUUCCCGUGAAAAUGUAUAUUUCUGAGACGCCUUGAAAAUGCUAUAAAUAGUUACUGUUUCAAGUUAAAGCGGCUAAGUAAAAAAUUGCAUAUAUUCAUAUGCGAUUUUCACAGAAUUAACAUGAGAUAAAUCUUUCGAGAAGAAGCUAGCUUUUCAGUUUAUUCGUUUUCGCUCGCUUUGUGAGCGUCCUUAGCGCAUUUGGCGCUCUCGCGGUCGACUUGUGACGAGUCUAUGUUGGCAUUGCGAGGGCCAGGUGUCAUUGGAAAUUCAAGUCGUUCAGGUUAAUCUACUAACUAUGUAAUAAUCAAUCUUCGAAGUUUAUAAUCACGGCAUUGCAUCUUUUGCACUGCUUCUAUAUUGACGAGAUAAUGAAGGAAGUUUUUCUUAAUAAAUGGUGCAAAGUUUAAAGUGAAAAAGAAAAGAAAAUGAAGAAAUCUGACACGGUUACUAAUAUAUAACGCAACAAACAGAAAAUUUUGUUUUCUGCGGCACAUAGCAAAAUUAAAGCAUAUUGGACAUCCGGCCUUAUUCCAAGAAACUGAAGUUGAUGAUUGCUUCCAUUGCUGAGGGAGCCUUCCUGUUCCGGUUCGUUUGUCAAGUUAGAAUUUUCUAUGCCAAAAAGCUGAAUAAAAAAAUAAUAAGAAGAAUUUGAGGUUUGGUACUUAAAGGAAAAUGGAGCAAGCCUUUGUAAACUUUCGCCCAAACGCAGAAGUUAGUUACCUGUCAUAAGUACAACAGCUUCCCUAAUAGUAGCGACCAAAAUAGAUUGAAGUGUUUGAAAAGAACUAUUCUACUAAACAACAGCAAAAACUUAAGCUCGCGUUAGGUCGCGUAGCAGUCGUUCCCUCUUACCUAUGCCCUUGCAUGUCUCGUACGCUAAUCCCGUUUAGCUCAAAGUAAAACUGAACGAAAACGGUGGCCAUGCAGGCUAAGGCUUCGUCGAUGUCUGUUAUGAGUAUGUUACUCAGUGAACGUUUACAUAAAUUCGUUUGAGGAGGCAAAAAGAAAUUGUUUCUUUCAAAUUUUUUUUCCCAUUAAUCAUCUUUCAAUGAUAUGUUUCAUUUUUUGUCUGAAGCUGGGAGAGAGGUUUUAACCCCUCCAGUCCCUCCCCUGGCUACGUCAUCCAUGACUUAUUUAGUUUUCUAAGAAAUACAACACUUUGAUUAGUCUUUACACUAGAACCUAAAUAAGCUAAGAAAUAUUUCAAGACAAGUAGAUUUUCAAUACUUCAAGUAAAAUAAAGCUUCACACACAACCGUUUCUUUUUUACUUCAGGUUAACUUAAGGCUAUUUUUUUUUUUUACCUCGCAACAUAAUUAACAGUAAUUGACAUGCUUCGCCUUCUUCAUAGCUCAAUAAACCGUAAUUUCGCUAAGUCGGUUAGGAUGGUUUUCAAGUCACUUGAAACUUUUCUUGAAUCUUUUCAACUUACCGACUUUAAUUAGAUGCAAAGUAAAAUAACUUGAGAUUUGUCUUGUCUUCAAACACAUAUCUUUGGGUAAGUAAAACUUAGCAGCUUUGCAAGCGUAAGGUCGAGAUGGUAGGAAAUUGGCCAUUUUUUUGCCAUCUUAAUGCACGUCGAAGUUCAAGUUCAAAACAUAUCACCAUAUUAGCUAGCCAUCUUCACCGAACAAGCUAGCGGGUCAAUAAAGGAUUUACUAUAAGGCCAAAACAAAAUCUGUUCUCGCGGGACAAAGUGGGAAAUUCCGAGCAUCUUGAGCUCUCGGGUAGCCAAUUAGAACGCAGCAUUUGUCCCACCCCAAUCUCCUAGCAGUUUCUUUGCCCUCGCCCGCCUAUUUAGCGUGCCCAACCAAAACCGCCAUGCUACGCGGGCUACAGCAUUCGCUUCACCUGGCUAUUAUUAUAAGAUACUUUUUUACUAGCCUGUGCCAGGCUCUCAGAUAGUAUAGUGGGAACGUAUUAAAACGAGCAAAGCGAAAAUAAGACGCACACGACUUGGGAAAGGGGGCGGUGGCGCCGCCCUGUCCCUCCCCAGCCCCCGCGUGUUUUUCGCAUUUCUUAUUACUGAACGACUUUCCACCACCAUCUCGGAGCCUGGAACAGGCUACUUUUUUACAAACACGUUGUCUUAUCACGAGUGGAAAAACGGAAAGAAAAGUAUGCCCUUUAACCUCGGGGCCCCUCUAAAUGUUGGAGGAAAACUGGUGAAAAUUAAGCGACCACUCGGUUCGGGGGCUUUUGGUGAUGUGUACAAAGUGCGAGGACAAGGCAACUGGAAUGAAGUAUGCGCUAAAAGAUGUCGUACAUCAAUCAGAAGAGUCGAUAGCUGAAAUGAAAGAAAUUCACAUAUUAGGACAAAUCUCUCACGCAAAUGUGGUUACACUGAUUGCUCGAGACAGCCUAAAGCCCGUUGAUCCUAAGAGUUUGCACGAACUAAUUUUGAUGGAGUACUGCGCAGGGGGAAACUUGAACGAACACCUCCAUCGACCAAGCAGUGAUAUAGUAAACGUAAAGUGGAUGAAGCAAGCAGCCAGUGGCCUUGACUAUCUUCAUGAACGGAAUGUAGUCCAUCGCGAUCUGAAAACUGAGAAUGUGCUGUUAACCGAAACUGAGGAUAUAAAGCUUGCUGAUUUUGGUUUAGCAAGACCGUUCAUCGCACUGAAAACAAAUACGCGAUCAUGGUUUUCUACUGACCCAUUGCUGGCAAAAUAUUACAUGAAUUCACAUGUCGGCACACCCCACUGGAUGGCCCCAGAAGUUUUUAAAGGUCAUUACGCAGAAAAAGCCGACGUGUUUUCCCUUGGUGCCAUUUUCUUUGCAAUCCUGCAAAGGGAUUGUGUUGAUGUGAAUGGUAAAAAAUUUUAUGGUGCGUUUCAUCGAGUAGGGGUGUCCCCGUUCAGCGCCCAAACGGUCGGCCUUGGUUAUGCAAUGGCGGAAUAUGGUGCGCAAAAUAUUAUUCAAGCUGCGUUUUCAGACGGAGCACAAGGCUCCAACACAAUGAAAAGCAUCACUCUCGAUGCUCUACAGAAAAAAGCAAAUGAACGACCCACUGCUGCCGAGGUUCACAGGAGACUGGAGGAGGUCAUGGAGGAAAUGCAAUUCUGGGUAACAGAGGCUUCCGCAUAUUGUUUUACCAUUUCGUAAUUUAAUAAUUUUCAACACAAAACAAAUUCAAUAGCAAAGCUACUCUUUCAUGUUUGAAGCACUCUCUUUUGUUGAAUAGUCCAUUUGCAGCUGGUCAGCCACGUGGUACAAGUUAGACCGCGUUGUCCUCUUUACGUUUAAUUUUUCGUCACGCUGUUCUAAAAUAUAUUCUGUUCUAUCAAUAUAUGAUUUUCAUAAAAUCGUUAUUUCAAAGUGAAAUACCAUUUUAAAUGAUGUGAGUUCUUGCGUCCCAGCAUGGCGUUUUCGUACCAGUUGACUGCCCAGCAGGUGGACAACUGUCAACAUCAUCUAGACAUCAUUUGUACACAGUUUUGUAUUGCUGCACCUGUUAAGUUUCAAAACAACAUGAUUUUACAUAAAAUUUGUUACCACUAUGCGGAGUUCAUAUAAGAAUCUACGUGGCUUAGUUAAGUAGAAAAUAAUACGUAGGUCGGUGUACCCUGCAAGCAGGGGCUACAUUUUCGCGGUAUGAGCUGGCGUACAAAAGUACUGGGCUCCUCUGCUCGCAGGGUAGAAGCGGUGAUGUAUGAAGGCUGAAAAUUAUUAGACAAGUAUAGGACGGAGUGAAGUACAAUUCAUCACAGAGUGCAAGUUAAAAUUACAAGCGCGACUACCCUAAAUUGUUCGACGCGAAGUCCUGUUACCAAUGGUCGGCAAAAUAAUAUUCAAGCUGCGUUUGCACCCUACGCACAAGGAUCUAGUGCGCUGCAAAGGAUCGCUCUCGACGCGAUGCAGUACAAUAAAAAUGACCGCCCGAGCCCCGAAGAGAUUCAUAACCGAAUCACGAACAUCCAAGGAAGUGUUAGGCUCAGCAAUUCUGGGAAUCAACAAGCAUCAGAAGGAUGGUGCUGUUGACUUUGUGGUCCGCGGAUUUUACUGGAGGCUGCACCGGUCGGUGAGAUAGACAGUCAAGCUCAGUAUAGGAUAUUAAGUAAUGCCUGCACUAGUUUUAAACUGUUACUUGCGAGGAUUCAAAGAAUACUUUACAUGUAGCAACCAAACAUUUUGCUCAAGGAAGUCCUGAAUUUACCACCUAAUGAAGAAAUACGGUUUUCUCAGAAAUAUCAUUAAAUAAAUCUGGAAAACGUACUUUUUUUAGUUAUUUAAUUUUUAGUUGAGUCGCCCCUCUCGCAACUCCAUCACUUCCUUCAUGAACGUCUCUAGCGCCGGCUUUCGGCACUCUCCCGGUCGACUUGUGUCCCGGGGGGCGGAGGGGGGCGUUACUCCCUAAAAUGGCCUAUACGGGAAGGCUCCGCCCGAAAGGGGAACCUUUUUCAAGGUUCAGGUACAUGAAAAGGUAGGGAUUUUACUCGUUGAAUGCGAAAGGGUAAGAAAAUCUGUCAUUUGGGUCUGCAAAAGGGCCCAUAGGGCUAACAGAUGAUUUUUAUGGCUCUAUAAUGAAGUCGAGAAAACGUUCGAUUUUUUUGAUUGAUUCCUAUUUAAACGACAGUGCAUUUACAGCAGUUAAAAAGGAUGAAAAGUUCUAAACAAGGAAUGUGAAAGGGGUACCAUUUGUCAAUAGAAGGUAUUUGAAGGGGCACCUUUUUCGUGGGAAAUGGUAUAUAGAGCCUCCCCGUAUAAAAAUUUCUUGCGUACCCCCCCCCGCCCCCGGACUUGUGGCGAGUCUAUGUUUGCAAUUCCGAGGGCAAGGAAUGUUACUCGGAAAUUCAAGUCGUUCAGGUUGACCUUCAUAAGAACUAGUCAUGGCAUUGCAUCUUUUGCACCGCGUCAAUACUGACGUAGUAAUAAAGGAAACCUUUCUUGAAUGGUGCAUAAUUCAAGGUGAAAAAAAAAAGAAAGAAAAAAGACAACAGAAAUGGUUAUCUACGCAACAAAUAGAAAUAUUGCUCUGAGCACAUACGUCAACGAAAUUCAGGCAUAUAUGGACAUCCAGCAUUUUUCCAAGUAAGUUGAUAAUUGUUUGCAUUUUAGUUGCAGAGGGCGACUUCCUGUUCCGGUUCGUUUGCCUAGUUAGAAGUUGACUACACUUGCACUUCCCUCGAUUGUGUCCUUUUAUGCUUUAACGUGAUUAUGAACAACCAAGGAAGCCGCUUUUAUUCUGGCUGAAAAGAGAGGAGCCGAAACCGAGCCGAGGUUGGUACUGAGAAGAGAAAGAGAACGAGUGGGGACUGGGUGAUAUAACCACCGGCGCUUUUCAUGCUACUUCCGGUCUUUUCUUAAAAUUCUUGGAAACGUAGGGCUAUUAUGUAAAUAGGGCUCAUCUUUCUAAGAAUGUCGGUUUGUGUGCCUUCAUAUGAGUGUGACAAAAACGGCAGCGAAGAAGUAAACGUUUCACUGAUUGGUAUCUUAAACCAAAAUGGAGCAAGCCUCUGAAAACUUUCGCCCAAAUUCGAGAAUUAAAGUCGGAAGUAGAAGGCUGAGAAUCAAGCAAAGACUAGGCAAGGGGGCUUUUGGAGUCGUGUAUAAAGUCAAAGAUGAAGCAACUGCCAGAGUUUACGCAUUAAAAGACAUUCUGUGUAUCAAUCGUUCUGAAAUUAUGAAUGUCCUUGGCGAGAUUAGUACAAUGAACCAAAUCUCCCAUGAGAAUGUGAUUUCUGUCAUAGAAGCAGACCGCUUACUUGAUGACGAAGGCGACUUGCACAUGUUGAUUCUGACCGAGUACUGCGCCGGUGGAACAUUAAAUGAUCGUCUUGCUCGACCAAGUAGUGAAGAAAUGAAUUUCAAAUGGAUGAGACAAACAGUCGACGCUCUUGCCUACCUUCAUUUAAGCGACAUAGUUCACCGUGACUUGAAAGCGGAAAACGUGCUCUUGACAGCAGAGGAGGAUAUAAAGUUGGCUGACUUUGGCUUGGCGAGAGAGUUCAUUGCACUCAAGACCGAUGUUCUACUUGACGAUGACUCGUGGAUGAACAGCUACGUGCAGUACUAUAUGGAUUCAGAGGUUGGUACGCCGUAUUGGAUGGCUCCAGAGGUUUUUGCUGGCCACUACACUGAAAAAGCUGACGUAUUUUCGCUUGGAGUUCUCUUUUACGCGAUCCUGCAGCGUGAUUAUAUCACUGUCGACAGAAAAAAAUUUUACGGCGCGUUCAAAAGUAUUCGUGGUCAGGGCAAAGUAGGCCUUGGUUACGCAAUGGCAUAUCACAACCCAAACUUCACCAUUGCUUUCUCAGAGCAAGCGCAAGGUUCCAAUACUCAGCAAAGGAUUACACUUGAGACCCUACAGUACGAUGAAGAUGAUCGACCAAGUGCUGAAGAGAUUCAA